AUGACUUCGAUUGCGGUGGAAGUUUUUGAUGCCAAAAAUAUUAAUAAGUCGAUCGCCUACCUAGAAAAUAUCACUUCCGAUGAAUCAAUAGUGGGUAUCAAAAGUCGUCUGUCCCAAAAGCUUUCACUUCCUAUCAACCAAAUAGCUUUGCGGUUAGAUGCGAAAGGGAAGAAUUUGAAAGAUGACCUUGUUGUGCUGGAUCUCAAUUUGCCUUCGAAGGGUGCUCACUUAUAUAUUCGAGUUCUUGGGCCACAAAUCGGAUGGAAAACGGUUUUCCUCCUAGAAUAUAUUGGCCCUCUUGUGAUUUAUCCAAUUUUCUACCUGAGACCAACCGAGAUCUAUGGACCAGACGCAUCCCGAUAUCCUAUGUCUUAUGGAGUAAAACUUGCACUGGUUUGUUGGUCAUUUCAUUAUGCAAAACGUUUGCUGGAAACCCUCUUUGUUCAUCGAUUCAGCAAUGCAACAAUGCCUUUACGGAAUAUAUUCAAAAAUUGUGGUUACUACUGGGCCUUUACAGCAUUUGUCAGUUAUUUUAUCAACCAUCCGCUAUAUACCCUACCGUAUUUCGGUUUCGUACAAGUUGCCACAGGUCUUAUUGGUUUCGUUAUUUGUGAAUUCGGCAAUUUGUCAGUUCAUCUGCUUUUGAGAAACUUACGCCCCUCGGGUACUAAAGUUCGCAAAAUCCCAAUUCCAGAUAUCAAUCCGAUGACAUUGAUGUUCCACUUCGUAAGUUGCCCCAAUUACACUUACGAAGUGGGCUCAUGGUUAUGGUUUUCAUAUAUGACCCAAUCAUUACCAGCACUGAUUUUUACCUUUGCGGGAUUUCUCCAAAUGGCUAUAUGGGCAAAAGAUAAGCACCGUAAUUAUAGACGCGAAUUUCCAAAUUAUCCAAAACAUCGACGAGCAAUGAUUCCUUUCGUUUUUUAA
Messenger RNA from Brugia malayi, 927 nucleotides. RefSeq lists its product as uncharacterized. Gene Ontology annotation, biological process: very long-chain fatty acid biosynthetic process. NCBI's taxonomy places the organism in Eukaryota, Metazoa, Nematoda, Chromadorea, Rhabditida, Onchocercidae. The record is from RefSeq and is a predicted model, not a curated record. The transcript has 8 exons. Gene Ontology annotation, molecular function: oxidoreductase activity, acting on the CH-CH group of donors; protein binding. Bases 1 to 927 code for a protein of 308 amino acids.